Molecule: messenger RNA, 3105 nt
Organism: Odocoileus virginianus texanus
Lineage: Eukaryota; Metazoa; Chordata; Mammalia; Artiodactyla; Cervidae
Source: RefSeq, a predicted model, not a curated record
AUUGAGAAGAACUGAGAAUGAUGAAAUAUGUGUCCCAGGCAGCAACUCAGCCGACCUGUUCCACUGGACCACCGCUACCACCAUGAAAGUCCUCUCCAACACCACCACCACCACCAAGGCGGUGCUGCAGGCCGUCAGUGAUGGGCAGUGGUGGAAGAAGUCUUUGGCUUAUCUACGACCCCUUCAAGGUCAAGAAUUUGGUGGUGUUUAUCAAAUUGGAACCAGAGCCAAUGAAGGCCUAGAAAAACAAGGCUGUCAUCCUUUUUAUGAAUCUGUCAUCUCCAAUCCCUUUGUUGUAGAGUCUGAAGUGACCUAUGACACCUAUCAGCAUAUCCCGGUAGAAAGCCUUGCAGAAGUGUUGCUGAGAACUGGGAAACUGGCAGAAACUAAAACCGAAGGAGAAGAAGUAUUUCCAACAACAGAAGUUCUCUUACAGCUAGCAAGUGACGCAUUACCAAAUGAUAUGACCUUGGCUCUUGCUUAUCUCCUGGCCUUACCACAGGUGUUAGACGCUAACAAGUGCUUUGAAAAGCAGUCCCACUCCGCUCUCUCUCUCCAAUUGGCAGCCUAUUACUAUAGCCUCCAGAUCUACGCCCAGUUGGCUCCAUGUUUCAGGGACAAAUGCCAUCCUCUUUACAGGGCUGAUCCCAAAGAACUGAUCAAGAUGGUCAGCAGGCAUGUGACUCUGUAUGGACACGAGGCCUGGCCCGAGGACCUUGCUGCACUGACCAAGCAGUUGCACUACUACAAUGAACGCCUGCUGGACUUCACUCAGGCUCAGGUCCUCCAGGGCCUGCGGAAGGGUGUGGAUGUGCAGCGGUUCACGGCCGAUGACCAGUACAAAAGGGAAACCAUCCUUGGCCUGGCAGAGACGCUGGAGGAAAAUGUCUACAGCAUCGCUCUUUCUCUGGCCCAGCGCUACAGCGUCUCCCGUUGGGAGGUUUUUAUGACCCAUUUGGAGUUCCUGUUCACAGACAGUGGUUUGUCCACAGUAGAAAUUGAAAACCGCGCCCAGUCCCUUCGUCUCUUUGAGACACUGAAGACUGACCCUGAUGGCUUUCACAAGCACAUGGCCAAGUAUAUUUACCCCACGAUCGGCGGCUUUGAUCACGAAAGGCUGCUAUACUAUUUCACUCUGCUGGAGAGCUGUGGCUGUGCGGAUCUCGGGAAGUACGCCAUUAAACCGGAAACCCAUGUUCGGCUACUGAAGAAAUUUAAGGUAGUGGCAUCAGGUCUUGAUUACAAAAAGCUGACUGAUGAAAACAUGAAUCCUCUUGAGGCAUUGGAGCCAAUCCUUUCAAGUCAGAAUAUCUUAUCCAUUUCCAAACUUGUUCCCAAAAUCCCUGGAAAGGAUGGCCGCAUGCUUUCCCCAAGCUCUCUGUACACCAUCUGGUUACAGAAGCUGUUCUGGACUGGAGACCCUCACCUCAUUAAACAAGUCCCGGCGUCCCCCCCAGAGUGGCUGCAUGCCUAUGACGUCUGCAUGAAGUACUUCGAUCGCCUCCUCCCAGGCGACCUCAUCACUGUGGUGGAUGAAGUGACCUUUUCUCCAAAAGCUGUGACCAAGCUGUCUCUGGAAGCACGUAAAGAAAUGACUGGAAAGGCUAUUAAGGCAGUCAAACAUUUUAUUGAAAAGCCACGAAAAAGAAGUUCAGAAGAAGACACUGAGGAGGCUGGCGGGUCUGGGGUGACCUAUGCAGAUGCCUUGAAUCAUCUGGAGCAAUCACUGGCACACCUGGAAACCCUUGACCACAGCUUCAUCAUUUCUCUGAAGAACAGUGAGCAGGAAACGUUGCAGAAAUACGGUUACCUCUAUGAUCUGUCUCGGUCAGAAAAAGAGAAAGUUUACAACCAAGCUGUGGCCAUGUGUCUAGAUGGUCAGCCUCUAAGAAUGAUUCAGCAGCUGCUGGAGGUGGCUGUGGGCCCUCUUGACAUUUCGCCCAAGGAAAUCGUGCAGAGUGCAGUAACGAAAAUCAUCUCUGCAUUGAGUGGAGGCAGUGAUGACCUCGGGGGCCUGGCGGACCCGCUCCACGUCCUGGAAGGAGUUGUUGCCGCGGUCCAUGCCAGUGUGGACGAAGGAGAAGAGCUGGUGUCCUCCGAGGACCUGCUGGAGUGGCUGCGGCCUUUCUGUGCCAACGACGCCUGGCCCGUGCGGCCCCGCAUUCAUGUGCUGCAGAUUCUGGGACAGUCAUUUCACCUGACUGAGGAGGAUGGCAAGCUCCUCGUGUUCUUUAGAACGGAGGCCAUCCUCAAAGCCACCUGGCCCCAGAGACAGGUGGACUUAGCUGAUGUGGAGGAUGAAGAGAAGCGCUGUGAGCUCUUCACGGAGCUCCUGGAGGCCAGUCACCAGGAGGUGGAGUUCCAGCACCUGGUUUUGCUCCUGCAGGCUUGGCCACCUAUGAAACGGGAGUACACCGUGACCAAUAAUCCGUGGGUGAGACUGGCCACAGCGAUGCUUACCAGAUGUACGACGGAGAGCAAGGAAAGGCUGGGGAAUGAAGUUUUGAAAAUCUGCCGCGCUCUGUAUAACACAGAGCAGAUGCUGCCUGCCGAGGGGGUGAAGGAGCUGUGCUCACUGCUGCUUGAUCAGGCCCUGCUGCUCCCAUCGCUGAAGCUUCUCCUGGAAAGCCCGGACGAACGUCUGCAUGCUAUGGCCCUGGAUCACAUCACCGCCAUUGCUAAGGUGAAUGAUUCAAACUGUGACCAGGAACUUCUUUCCCUGCUCCUGGAGGCCAAGCUCUUGGUGAAGUGCCUCUCCACUCCCUUCUACCCGCGUCUCGUCGGGCACCUGCUGGCCAGCCCCCAGCCUGGGCGCUGGGACCCUGAGGAGCUGGCCCAACAGCUGUGGGAGGCCGGCCAUGAGGCUGAAGCUGGCUCACUCCUCCUGGCUGUGCGGGGCACCCAUCGGGCCUUGAGGACCUUCAGCAUGGCCCUGGGCGCAGCGCAGCUGUGGGUUGAGCACGCCCACCCGCGCCCACCUCCGUCACCUCCCUGAGGAGAGCCUCCCGAGCCCAGUGCUGUCCCCAGAGGCGACACAUGUACUUAUAGAUGGUUCUCGGUGGUUCCAGAGAAUUGCAAAUAAAGCUGUAUAUAAAUGAUGAACAA